This is a messenger RNA of Polypterus senegalus (gray bichir), 1142 nucleotides long. RefSeq names its product SWI5 homologous recombination repair protein (gene swi5). Gene Ontology annotation, cellular component: Swi5-Swi2 complex; Swi5-Sfr1 complex. Bases 41 to 451 code for a protein of 136 amino acids. Lineage: Eukaryota; Metazoa; Chordata; Cladistia; Polypteriformes; Polypteridae. Gene Ontology annotation, biological process: double-strand break repair via homologous recombination. The record is from RefSeq and is a predicted model, not a curated record. The transcript has 5 exons.
ACGUCAUCGUUUCGCGACAACUGUUUACUUUUUUGGUGCUAUGGCUUCGCCAGACGAAACGAGAAGUACAACACCAUGCAGAGGCAGAAGUGCACAUUUGAGUAGAGGUUUGCUUAAGAGGACCCCUGGUGUGGUGUCAAGAAACCUUCACAAUAGUUUUAAGUCUCCAGUGCAGUCUCCUUGUAUCCAAAAUUCCCCCAAAGAGGACCAUGUGAAAAUACAGGAUGAAAUAAAAAAUCUACAAAAAAGAAGGGAGGAGUUGCACAAACAAAUAACAAAGCUGGAGUUGGAAGGUUACAGUGUGGGCGAGUUGGAUCAGCACAUUAAGCAGCUUCAUGAGUACAAUGACAUUAAGGACAUUGGUCAAAUGCUUUUAGGAAAACUGGCAACAAUCCGGGGGGUGACAACAAAGGAUUUGUAUGUGGAAUUUCAUUUGGACCUGGAAGACUAGAUGGUUGCUUUUUGCAUCACUACAGUACAGAAUAUCCUCCUCCAUUUGCAACAGACAUGGAAGCAGGGAAUAAGCUACACAUCUUAAAGAGGACUGUGUUCAAGGGAAUUUCAUACAUACGUUUUGUAAAAGACUCUUGGUGGUGGUGGUGGUUUGGUGUAGUUAUAUUUAUUCUAACAUGUAAUUACUUUGAACAGCAAGCAAAAUCUGUAUUCUGAGGUUUUCAAUUUGAGAAAAGCCAUACCUGUAGAAAAGGAUGUCAUUUAUCAAAAAAUGUUGAUAAUCUUUAAGUGUUAUAAUGACUAUCGGAAGUACGAGAUUUUGUUGAAGUUAUGUGAGCAAGGGUUAAUUUAAAAUUAAUAAGCAACCUCAGGUUUAGUAUACAGUAUAAGUACUUAUUUUGCUAGUUAUUUCAUCUAUAAAAAUGCUUUUUAUUGAUCCUAUUCUUGUUUAAUAUUUCUAUUUUUCUCAAAUUUCUACAAUUUGUUUUUAUUUGUUCCACUGAAAUACUUAAUCAAAACUGAGUGUCUCUUGCUGCCUUGACUUUCUGUGAAUAAUUGUUAAUUUUAUCUGAAGGGUAUCUUUAUGGCAUGACAUUUAAUAAGCAAGUGGUUAAAAUCCACACUGCCAACUGUAAGAAGUCAAAUUCCAAUUGCAGGUAUUGGGUCAAAAUACAGAUUUAUUCUACAGA